CUCGGUUAGUCGGUUACUAUAGAAGUUGAAAAGUAAUGUUUCAACAAAAAUGUCUCGAACGAAAUCCACUAUCUUCCAAAUGUGUACCGUGAGAAUUUCACUCUCUGUCCCUGUUUUCUUUAACAAAACUCUCAAAACGUAUUGAAGAGAAAAAAAACAAGACGCAACCUUUCCUCAGAAGAUAUAUAUAUAUAUAGAGAGAGCGAGAGAAAAGUGGGAAAGAUCAAAGAUCAUCCAAUCUUGAAGACCAAAAUAGAGAGAGUAAGACUGGUAAUAUGUCUUUAAGCUCAACGGUUUUGUCGUGUCCGAAGAUGCUCGGAAGACGCCGGUCGGUGGCGUUGGAGAUGAGAACAAUACGGUGGGGCGUGAAGUGCCAGUUGUCACCCGUAAAACCCUCCAAAUAUUCAUCUAAAAUCACUACCGAUGUUCAACUGCACGAGUCUCCCCUGGCGUUGUUCGAUGAGUAUUUGGAGGAUAAGUCUAGGGUUUUCAAAGCGAUGUUUCCUGAUAAACCCAAAAGCUAUAGGCUUAACGAGGAAGAGUGGAGGAUCCAAAUGUUGCCAAUAAAAUUUCUCUUCCUCACUGCGUGGCCUGUCGUGGACAUGCGGAUUCGAUGCAGAUCCAACGGUCAGGGUUACCCGCCCGAUGUACCUCUAGAGAUAACGAAGGUCCUUGAGCUUAACAUGAUGAAAUGGGAGCUUCAAGGGCUUGACCGGGUCAUGGAACCGUCUGAUUUCACUCUUGGAGUUCAAGGGGCAUUGUACCCAGACAGAGGCGGAAGUCACACAAGGCUCAAAGGUCGAUUAGAGAUGAACGUAAGCUUCGUGCUUCCUUCCGUUCUCAUGCUUGUACCGGAGGAUGUCAGGAGAAACGUUGCUAAUGCGGUUUUAAAUGGUUUGGUGGAUAAUAUGAAGCAUCAAGUUAUUGAGAGUUUGCUCGCUGAUUAUAACAGGUUUAAGAACGAAAGAAGAACACACAAGUAAUUUUUAAUUUCAAGGGUUAAGCUUUAAUUGUUUGAAUGUAAUUUAUGCGUUCAUGUUUGUCGUAUAUGUUUGUAUUAAACAAGGUGGACUGUUAGUUUUUGGUUCAUUGAAUCAUGUCAAUUUUA
This is a messenger RNA of Raphanus sativus (radish), 1108 nucleotides long. RefSeq lists its product as uncharacterized. NCBI's taxonomy places the organism in Eukaryota, Viridiplantae, Streptophyta, Magnoliopsida, Brassicales, Brassicaceae. The record is from RefSeq and is a predicted model, not a curated record. The coding region runs from base 276 to 983 and encodes 235 amino acids. The transcript has 5 exons.